ACGUCACACUCCAGAAAUGAAAGUUAAGUUUGUCAGAGUGUCAGCCACGCUCCAGUCGAGACAAGUCUCUGUUUCUCUCUGAAAGAAAAGUCAAACUGACUUCAUCAGGUCUUUCUCAACAACACAGCAGAGUCUCUGCCAAACACUGAUAUGGCUGCUGCAAACUAUCUGUCAUCUGAAGAUCAGUUUCUGUGCUCCAUCUGUCUGGAUGUGUUUACUGAUCCUGUCACCACACCAUGUGGACACAACUUCUGCAAAAACUGCAUCACUGAUCACUGGAAUAUUAGUGACCGGUGCCAGUGUCCCUUAUGUAAAGAGGCCUUUACCACCAGACCUGAUUUGAGGGUCAACACUUUCAUCUCUGAGAUGGUUGCUCAGUUCAGACAGUCAGCUCAACAGAAAGCCAGAAGCAGCAGCUCAGAGCAACAAGUGGCCAAACCAGGAAAAGUUCCCUGUGACGUCUGCACUGGAACCAAACUGAAGGCCCUGAAGUCCUGCCUGGUGUGUCUGGUCUCCUACUGUGAGACUCACCUGGAGCCUCAUCUGACCAUGUCAGGUCUGAAAAGACAUCAGCUGAUCGACCCUGUGGAGAACCUGGAAGGCAGAAUGUGUACGAAGCACGAUAAACCUCUGGAGCUGUUCUGUAAGACCGACCAGACAUGUGUCUGCAUGCUCUGCACUGUUUUAGAUCACAAGACGCAUGAUGUUGUUCCUCUGAAAGAAGAAUGUGAAGGAAAGAAGGCCAAGCUGGGGAAGACAGAGGCUGAAAUUCAGAAGAUGAUCCAGAAGAGACGACUGAAGAUUCAGGAAAUCAAACACUCAGUCGACCUCAGUGAGGAAGAUGCAGACAGAGAGAUAGCAGAAGGUGUUCGGGUCUUCACUUCUCUGAAGGAGUCUGUUGAGAGAGGCCUGAAUGAGCUCAUCGACACGAUCAAAAAGAAGCAGAAAAUAACAGAAAAACAGGUUGAAGCUUUCAUCAAAGAGCUGGAACAGGAAAUCUCUGAGCUGAUGAAGAGGAGCACUGAGGUGGAGCAGCUCUCACGCUCUGAAGACCACCUCCAUCUUCUCCAGAGUGUCCAGUCCCUAAACAUCCAAAAACCUCCACCCAACAAGGACUGGACAAAGGUCAGCGUCCAUCCAUCAUCAUAUGAGGGGACUGUGGUGAAAGCUGUGGCUCAGCUGGAGGAGACACUCAGUAAAGAGAUGAAGAAGCUGCUCCCUGAGUCUGAGCUGAAGAGGGUCCAGCAGUAUGCAGUGGAUGUGACUCUUGAUCGUGAGACAGCACAUCCUCAACUCAUCCUGUCUGAUGGUUGGAAACAAGUGAAUCUUGGUGAAGUGGAGAAGAAUCUCCCAAACAACCGAAAGAGAUUUUCUAAGUGUGUUUGUGUUUUAGGAAAACAGAGUUUCUCUUCAGGCAGAUUUUACUUUGAGGUUCAAGUUAAAGGAAAGACUGAAUGGGAUUUAGGAGUGGCCAGAGAGUCGAUCAACAGAAAGCACAUCACACUGAGCCCUCAGAAUGGUUACUGGACUAUAUGGUUGAGAAAGAGAAAUCAGUACGAAGCUCUUGAUGACCCUUCAGUCCGUCUCUCUCUGAAGUCUCGGCCUCAGAAGGUGGGGGUGUUUGUGGAUUAUGAGGAGGGUCUGGUCUCCUUUUAUGAUGUAGAUGCUGCAGCUCUUAUCUACUCCUUUACUGGCUGCUCCUUCACUGAGAAACUCUUACCAUACUUCUUUACUGGUGAUAUUUAUGGCCGUAAAAACUCUGCCCCUCUGAUCAUCACUCCUGUCAGAGUAAACUAAUCAGAAUCAGAAUACUUUAUUGAUCCCCUCAAGGAAAUUGUUAGUUGCAGUUGCUCACAGUCAUGGUAAAAAAUAAGAGUAAAAAAAAAAGAUAAUCGAUAAGUGUAUAAAAUAGCAUAGGUACAUUGCAAGAAAUAAAAAGUUAAGCAGAAGUAAAAUGAGAUUAUGUUAAAAAGUAAGAUUAGGUCAAAAACGGGACUGUAAACAGGAUUUUAGCAUUACAGAGGUCCAAAUUUAGUUUUUAUUUCCCUGACCUAAAUAUGCGCAUUCUAAGACAUUUGGAGAGCAACUAUUGUAUAACAGUAGCUUCAAAAUCCUGGGGGGGACAGUAAGAAUUCCGCACCUUCCUUUUUCUUUCGGUCUCAUCAUAAUCUUGUUCAUCUCGUCCCUUCCCAUAGGAUAGCUUUGUCUGAAGUACUCUCUUCAUUUUAGUUUGUCUCAGUGAAGAAAUUAAACAAUACAGAGGAGAUCCGGACCUCGGUAUCCCUUAAUGGUAGAUACAGCCAUGGUUGAAAAGAUUCUGUUGCUAAAACAAUAGAUUGUACAAAUGCUAUUGAAGUACAGUGUAAACAUAGAGUACAGUAUAAACAUGAAGUACAGCGUGAACUUAAGUGGCAGCAGUGAAUAAAUAACAGAUAUUGCACAUAACUAUUGUAAUUGUAAUUAUUGCAAAUAGUUGUCCAAGAAUAUUGAGAUUCAGAUGUAGACAUGCGUGUUAUGAGUCCAGUUUUGACAUUGCAAGUGUGUAACACUUGAGGAGGAGUUCUAUAGUUUGAUAUCCA
This is a messenger RNA of Perca fluviatilis (European perch), 2579 nucleotides long. Its product is annotated as E3 ubiquitin-protein ligase TRIM21-like. Bases 151 to 1797 code for a protein of 548 amino acids. NCBI's taxonomy places the organism in Eukaryota, Metazoa, Chordata, Actinopteri, Perciformes, Percidae. The transcript has 2 exons. The record is from RefSeq and is a predicted model, not a curated record. Gene Ontology annotation, molecular function: zinc ion binding; protein binding.